GGCUGGCUGAAUUGGAGGGGCCAUCUGAUGAUGGUUUUCGGGAGCUUUGACAGUAAGCACAGACGAGCAAUCAAAAGACGGGAAUAGCCGGGUUCAGAGAACCUCCCUCAUCCAAUGACGAAUUUUACAGUAGAGCAGCGACAAGUCUGACAGACAUCCCGGACACCAAAGGGGUCGUCGGGCGGGUCCGCUGAUAAUCUGAUGUGAAUGUGAUCGCCAAGUCGAUAACAUAGAAGAGACCGCAUCCGAUGACAGCGGAAAGAGGCUUGCCUGAUGCCUCACAGUUGCAGCUGUAUGAGACAAACGGGAAUCAGACGACGACGACGACGACAACGAUGGACGGCCAUACCAAAAAGGCAAGAUGACGGCCCGUGACAAACGGCAACCAACAGUCUUCCACGGGACGGAAACGAAAUUCUGUCAGUCUCUCACUCUCGGCGUGCAGCAUGGCUUGCUGCUUGUUUCUGUUCCGGCGGCCGACAUCUCUUGCGAUCGCUCUUUGUUCAAGGGAGAACUCCAUGAUCCAUUCCAAUAUCAAUUUAUCCAUCUAGCAAUGGGGAAUGGAGUUAAGAGGUUCUGGAGAUAUUGUCACUUGUUGACUGGUAGGCAAGUUCCGUUUCUAGCGCACAGUCAUCACAUGGGUGUUUGUUCAUUCAUGCUUAUGAUAGAUUUCGGAUGGAUUUGAACUCACGGCAUAUUUUUAAUUGAUCGCUGUGAUCGCGAUUCAUCGUGACUAGUGGCGUGACAGGAAGAAGGGUUGGAGGUCAGGAGGCUCAG
Messenger RNA from Neurospora hispaniola, 777 nucleotides. RefSeq lists its product as uncharacterized. The transcript has a single exon. Bases 362 to 685 code for a protein of 107 amino acids. Lineage: Eukaryota; Fungi; Ascomycota; Sordariomycetes; Sordariales; Sordariaceae. The record is from RefSeq and is a predicted model, not a curated record.